AUGUUUACAACACAAGCAACGACGUGUCCCAUUACAAAUACAGAGGUGCCAUUAUUUAAUUUUGAUAAUUUAAGGUUUGAAUCUAUAUCAAAUGACACUUUUGAUACAGGUCGACAACUUUGCAAGGAGAAACAGCACCAAAUUUGUCUGAACCUCAUAUCCAUGUUAGGAUUAUCACAAGGUAUCAGUGAAGAAAAUAUUUCAACUAUUCUUUCUUCAAAUUUAAAUACUUUUGAUUCUUUCGAGAAUGCAAUUGGUGUCAUAUUGAAUAAGAUUAUCAAAUAUACAUCAUUAAAUUUACAACAAAACAAGAUCAACGAGAAAAAAUCUAUAUCACCUAAUAAGGCGGAUCAACUAAAUCAGUCACCAAGUGCGGGAGAAGACCUGGUUCCUUUAGCGUAUGUAAGUGAUGAUGAGAUUUAUGAUGUGGAAAUGUCUGAUGAAGAUUCUAGUGAGAUUCAUGGCGGAAUAAAUAAUACUAGUCAAGAUAACGUGAUUGAUCAUGAAUUUGGUCAGGAGGAUAUUGUUGAACUUGAUGAAAGUUUUUUAAUUGAGAAAGAAUCAAGGAAUCAUGAUCCUAUAAAUGCGGGAUGUAGUCGCGAGGAAAAAAGAGCACUUUGGAUUUGUAAUGCUGCCGGAAUUACUCAACCCGAAUAUUUAGAUGAUUCAAAUGCGGAAAGUCUUAUUAUUACGAAUGUUAGUUUGAGCUCUGAAAGUAGUGAACUUGAUUCACUCCCAAGAUUUAAAAUAUAUUGUGGAUAUUUACAAACAGCAGAAUUUAAAAACCAUGUUAGAUCACUUGGGUUCCCAUCAUUACCAGAAAUUCGUGAUAUUAAUAUUCGUAACAUAGCCAAAGGAAGUGAAAAUUUCAGAGGACAUGGGAGACGUUAUGAAUAUUUAGGAAAUCAUGUGCUUAAAUUAUCCACUUUGAAAAUUGUUCUACAUUACUUUAUGAAACCUUUAAACCAUUCACUAGAGAUUAUUAUUGACUUUUUAAAUAGCAGAAUACUAUUCGUUGCUUAUUGUAUAUGUCUAAAUUUACAUGAAGAUAAUAACAUACCCCAAGAUGCUCAUUAUAAAACAUAUGCUGAUGCAUAUAAAACCUACUUUGGCGGACUUUAUUUGGAUCAAGGUGAAGAAGUGAUAACCGAAUAUCUUACGGAGUUAAUGACGCCAUUUUUGUGUAAUCUGACUGAUUAUCAACAUAACAUCGAGUCACAACCACUCGAUACCCAAAUGAUGAGACAAUUAGCUGCAAAAUACUUUAACAUGGAAUGGCUUAUUUGGCUUAUUUAA
Funneliformis mosseae is the source of this 1296-nucleotide messenger RNA. Lineage: Eukaryota; Fungi; Glomeromycota; Glomeromycetes; Glomerales; Glomeraceae. The record is from the annotation of a GenBank genome assembly.